GAGUGUAGUGCGUCUCUCCCCAGCAGUGGCCGAGGGACUGGUUCACUGUGACAGGAAGCUGUGGGACUCCUGCACGCUAGCGUGUGAUGAGCACAAGGCGCUGAACAGACCAUGCUGCAGACUAUCUACGAGGGUGAGCCGCGCCUCCCUACCGACAGGCUCCGCAGCCACCAGCGGUUCCUGGCAUCACACAGUGCGCACAUCACCGAUGGCUCAGCGGAACUUAAACCGGAGGUUUCCGCCGGCCUGGACCCGGUCUCUCCGCUGGACCUGCGCACCGACAGGAUGCUGGGCUCGCCGACGUCCGACCCCGACGUGUGGGAGAAGCGGCUGCAGGACGAGCUGAUCCUCAUUCAGAAACAGCAGCAGAUCCAGAAGCAGCUGCUCAUCAGCGAGUUCCAGAAGCAGCACGAGAACCUGAUCCGGCAGCACCAGGCCCAGCUGCAGGAGCACCUCAAGCUCCAACAGGAGCUGCUGGCCAUGAGGCAGCAUCAGGAGCUCUUGGAGAAGGAGCGACGGCUGGAGCAGCAGAGCAAGGAGCAAGAGGUGGAGCAUCACCGCCGGGAGCAGCAGAUGCUCCUGCUGAGGAGCAAGGAACGGGCCCGGAAAAGUGCAGUGGCCAGCACGGAAGUGAAGCAGAAACUUCAGGAGUUUUUGCUGAGUAAAUCAGCUAAGGAUCCCGGCAUCAACGGCGUCAGUCACUCACUGGCCCACCAUCCAAAGCUCUGGUUCACAGCUUCCCAUCACACGUCUCUGGAGCAGAGCUCUCCUCCAUUGGGAGAGACAUCGCCUUCCUACAAGUACACGCCACCCUCAUCGCUGGACGGCAAGGACGACUUCCCGCUGAGGAAGACAGCCUCCGAGCCCAACCUGAAGGUACGCUCCAGAUUAAAGCAGAAGGUAGCAGAGAGGAGGAGCAGCCCACUGCUGAGGAGAAAAGACAGCGCUCCAUACAAGAAGAGAACACUGGAACUGAUAGACUCUACCUCCAGGAGUGAUACUCCAGGAACUGGGCCCAGCUCUCCUAACGGGGCCUCCAGUGCCUUGGGAGGUGAAAACGGGCCUUCGUCCUUACCCGCCAACACACAGACUGAGUACUGGCCAGUUCAUCAGAGGAUACUGAAACCUGAAGAUUCGAUGACUUUGCUGAGUCUCUAUACCUCCCCGUCGCUUCCCAAUAUCACCCUGGGCCUCCCGUCUUCAUCUUCACCUCUCAGUGCUGGAGUGGUGCUGAAGGAGAAAGCCGGUGAAGGUGGUGGUAUGGGCGUGUGUAUGGCAAGGCAAGCCCUCCCUGCACACUUCCUUGGUACGGUCCCCCUGCAGUCCAGCAUGUCCUCCAGCAGCUUGGAUUCCAAAGUGAGCAGCAGCCACCAGGCACUUCUGCAGCACCUCCUACUGAAGGAACAGAUGCGCCAUCACAAAAUCCUUUCUGGCCCCGGAUGUAUCUCUGCAAACCCUCAGCACCUCGGCGUCUCCGCAAAGGACAGGGGAGCCCCUGGCAUCCGCCAGAAAGUACCCCGCCACCGUCCCCUGCACCGCACACAGUCGGCACCACUGCCCCAGGGCACGCUUGCCCAGUUGGUCAUCCAGCAGCAGCACCAGCACUUCCUAGAGAAGCAGAAGCAAUACCAGCAUCAGGUCCACAUCAACAAGAUGCUGUCUAAGUCCAUAGAACAGCUGCGUCAGCCAAGUGCCAACCUGCCAGAGUCUGCGGAGAAGGCUGAGAAGGAGGAGGAGGAGGAGGAUGCGGAGGAGGAGGAGGAGGAGGAGGAGGAGGACACCAAGGCACGAGCUGUGUGGGAGGACAGGGCCCCACCCGGUGGCGUCAUCCGGAACUGCAGGAGAAACAGCGGCAGCGGUGGCUCCGAUGGAGAGAUACCCCCAGCGAACCCGGGGGCGGUCAAGGUCAAGCAAGAGACACCCGAAAGUGAAGAUGAGGGGACGGCCAAGCGAAGCACUUACCUGCGCCAGGUGGAGGGCAAAGAUUUUGCCCAGAGGUUGGUCAUAAGGGCCAUAAAUUGAAGCAGUGAGCGAGAGAUCGCUGCCAGACCCAGACCCCCAGAAAACACACAAAAAACUAAACUCCCAAAAAACAGAACUGCUGAUGGACUUGUGUCCAACUCCCAGAGUCCAGUUUCUGUUGAACUCGUGACAUGGUCUCUGUAUUGUGUGCUUUGAGUCACAUCCACUAUAACGGAAUGAGAUUCCGCCGCUCAUUUUUGUGAGGAAUGGCUUCUAUUGUUGCACACCUGUAUUUGGCUGAGGAUCUCCCUCUCUAAUCAGUGUUCACGUUUAACAAACACGUCUGUAAUACAUUCUUCUACCAUAGUGUUUUCACUACUUUGUACUUCCCAGAGAUUUAUUUUUUUUAACCAAAUCAUUGUUAGCACUGAUCGCAUCAUGGGCUUAUUGAGAAUAAUUCUUAAAUAUUAAAAAAUGUGCACAUUGUGACUUUUCCAGGCGUCUCAAGGAAACGCACAUGCUUAUGAUUUAAUAAAUAUAUUUAAAUUUGGAUUCUUAGGCAGUCUCUAUAGUGAAUGUAUUUGCCUUUCCUAUAGAGCCGUUGAAACACGGAACACCUGUACACAUGUGCGGUAACUCCUGGCAGUUAUGCCAUAGGAGAGGUUCGAAAGUGUCAUGUAACAGGCCAACAAUGAGCACCAGAACAGGUCCAGGGCUGAGCUCCUCUCCUGGGCCUAAAUCAAAGCUUAGUCAUGCCCCCCACCCCUCCCCACCCCACCCCACCCCACCCCACCCCCACAUCCAGAGGAGACGUCCAAGAGAAGAAGGCUGUGCAGAAAAUGCCUUCUGGAACCAGAGAGCCAAAGUGAUUCAUGUGCGUAGGAAUGCAGGAGAGGAGGUCUGUGGGUUUGGAAGCAAGAGGGUGGGGGGAGGCUUUAGCAUUGAUUUACUGUCAGGACAAAUAACGGAGCGGGCGGGGAAACGGUUAGGGUGCUUUUUUCAGCAGAACGCUUCCGUCGUAUUCCCUUGUGCUGUGCUCACCUCGUCGGGCGGGACCGAGGCUGUACCCCUCUUCUUCCCGUCCACGUUGCUCGUCGUCGUUUGCGGUCUCUCCUCUCUGACUGUAAGCAUGAGACUUAAAAUCCGUCGGUCCUCUUUUGUGUAUCUGUGAUCUCUCUCCUGUUUUUCACUGUAGAUAUUGCCAUUGUGAAGCAGUUCCGUGGGGGGGUGGGUGAGGUGUGGUGAAUUGUGGUAUCUGUAAAAGAUGCAAAGACGUGGGCCGUGCUGAGAAGGCUAAUGUUCCCGUGCAUCUCGUGAAUAAGGCUGUGCUGUAUAUGGCUUCAGGCAGACCCCUCACAAACAGGCCCGUGUCUGUGCUUCCCUUCUGUUUCCUGCAGCGGGAUUCCUCCGCUGUCAGCACUCGUUUCUGCUUUGUGUUCUUUACCGUUUCUACAGUAUUUGUUCCCUUUUUGCCUUCUG
This is a messenger RNA of Scleropages formosus (Asian bonytongue), 3441 nucleotides long. RefSeq names its product histone deacetylase 9b (gene hdac9b). The coding region runs from base 112 to 2022 and encodes 636 amino acids. Lineage: Eukaryota; Metazoa; Chordata; Actinopteri; Osteoglossiformes; Osteoglossidae. The record is from RefSeq and is a predicted model, not a curated record. The transcript has 11 exons.